AUGCUCUUGGAGUUCACAAAAGUGUAUCCAGUGUUUUCAUGGUCUUGGGAUAUUUGUGGCGACGACAAUCCGCCAAAGGAGAAUGAGGGCGGUGAAGAAGACGUGUGUGGGAUCUGCCGAGUCAGCUACAACGGUACAUGUCCCAGCUGUAAGUUUCCCGGCGAUGAUUGCCCGCUUGUUGUUGGCGAUUGCAACCACAAUUUCCAUGUUCAUUGCAUACAGCAGUGGCUUGAUACCUCGACCGCCAAAGGAUUGUGUCCGAUGUGCAGGCAACCGUUUUCGUUGAAACGAGGAGUGGCCAUCAACGAAUGUCAAAUGGACCGAUUGGCCAAGCUUUUGAUCCACGCACAACCGCCAGGGUUGAGCGAUGACCAGGAUUUGAUGAUGGAGCAGGAGUUUGUGGUCCGCUAG
Molecule: messenger RNA, 411 nt
Organism: Lachancea lanzarotensis
Lineage: Eukaryota; Fungi; Ascomycota; Saccharomycetes; Saccharomycetales; Saccharomycetaceae
Gene: APC11
Product: LALA0S10e05798g1_1
Exons: 1
Coding region: 1-411 (136 amino acids)
Biological process (GO): anaphase-promoting complex-dependent catabolic process; positive regulation of mitotic metaphase/anaphase transition; protein ubiquitination
Cellular component (GO): anaphase-promoting complex; nucleus
Molecular function (GO): zinc ion binding; cullin family protein binding; ubiquitin protein ligase activity
Source: RefSeq, a predicted model, not a curated record